This is a messenger RNA of Nicotiana tabacum (common tobacco), 1814 nucleotides long. RefSeq lists its product as uncharacterized. NCBI's taxonomy places the organism in Eukaryota, Viridiplantae, Streptophyta, Magnoliopsida, Solanales, Solanaceae. The record is from RefSeq and is a predicted model, not a curated record.
UCCACUCGCUCUUUCGUAAUAUUACUAAAUUCACCCUUUUCACUUCCUUGGGCAACAAGUAACGGAGACGGACGCGGCAACAAUGUCAGAAUGAGGUUUGGAUUUUCAUCCACCUCUCCGUCGUCGGUUUCCGGCGAUACAUUUCUCCAACCGUCGGCCGGUACUUUUCCUCCACAGCUUUCACCUUCAUCAUCAGUCAGUUCGCUAUCUGAAAAAACUUGCGAUUCUACCACGCCGUCGUAUUUUGGUUCUUCAUUUUCAAAUGCCAGCUCAUCAACAGAAAGUUCUGCAUCUUUAGGACCGACUACAGCAAGCACUAACACAACUUCUCUAACAGUCUCUGCAACGGAGUCUGUAACUGUCCCUGCUAGUUGUUCGUCCGAGCAGGACGAGGUUGCCAAUGUGAGAAGUUUCUGUCCUGCCGAGCUACUAGACAAGCUCAAGGCAGAGGGCAAAAUAAAAGACAUGAUUCAGCCGCUCAGCCUUGUGCCUUUGGAGCCAUGGGGUUUGAAACUACAAGCUCAAGUAAGUCCGUCAAUGAUGCUGCUCAUACAUCUGCUGCUACUGCUGAACAGAUAUAUGGAGAGUCUAAGCCGUGCAGUGUUCCCAUGACUGGUGCUCCUUCGACCUCCACUCUUUCAGCUCCAUUAUCAGGCAGCUCAGUGCUCCCUAGCUUGCAGCUUGCUGAGGAGAUGAAGCCUGACAUUCAACCCGUUGAUCUUCUGCACUCAACAAUUGAGAUGUGGGAACGGGUUGUCGCGAAUAAGAAGACGGAUCAAGAAGUCAUUGAAGAGGGGCUUCGUCACUUCUAUGAGGGUAUCAACUAUUUUUGUCUUCAGUCUAAACGCCUUCAAGAAGCCACAGCCAAGUACAAUGAAGCAGCAAAAGCGAGUGAUGACCUGGAAAAGAUGAGGGCUUCUUUGAAAGAUAAGCUGGCAGAAUCCAAUCAGAAGCUCGAGGACUAUGAGAAGGAGAAGGAGAAGCUAGAACAUGAGUUAGCUGGGGCUGCGAACACGAUCACUACUCUAACUAGUGAGAAGGAUUCCCUUUUGCGGGUCCAAACAAUCCUUCACCAGAAGAUGGUCGAGCUGAAAAAGGAGUUGGAGGAGGCCGGUCGUGCUGCUAUCCAGAAAUACAAGGCUUCCUCCUUGUAUAGGCAAGAACUCAUGGAGUAUGCUGCUCCUUACAUGGGAAAAGGGAUGAAGCUGGCGAUAGAGAAAAUCAAGGCUAAAGACCCCACUUUUGACCUCAAAACCUAUGGCCUAGAAAUGUAGAUUCUUCCUCCUGAAGCUGAUGUCGAGGAAUUCUCGUCUGAGGAGGAAGGUGAUGGUGGUGCUGAUCAGCCUAUAACCUCGAACAACAAGGAGCCUACAGUACAGUAAGUGUUGAAGAAGCAACAGUUCCCCCGAGCUCAGCUUGAAGCUCUCUCUAUUAUACCUAAUUUCGCCUAUGCCAAUGCAGUAAUAUUUGGCUACUCUUGUCUCUGAACAAGUAUGUUUUGCUGCUCCAUGGAAGUGUUUGGAGGUGUUAAUAGAGUAUGAAUGGACUGUGCUAAGAUCGGAUCUUUGCAGUAUAGUCAGAUCUUUCUAUAAGAGCAUCCCUAUAUAACAAUACUUCACUAUAAAAGCCAAGUUUUUUCGGAACCAAUUUUCAGAUUAUGAUAAUAUAUAUUCUCUAUAAUAGCACUUCGCUAUUACAUCCAAAAACAUUCGGAACAAACGAGACUGUUAUAGAGAGGUUUAAUCGUAUAUGUAAUGCGUUAUUUUUGUCUAUGCAGUGUGCCUUGGUUUAUUUGAGAAGUGAACCAGAAAUAA